AUGCCUUCGGAUCGCGACCAUCACUACGAGUCCGUACCGCCAAUUCCGAGCUAUGAUGAGGCCCUUGCCACCAGCGGCCCGGCCGACCCUACCGAAUGGCAAAUGCCGCGCUCCCCGGUAGACGACCGCUCCCGGUCCGAGACCGAGUCGCAAUCUCUGCUCAACAGGAAUGGCGAGGCCACGUCCUCCCGCCGCCCGAACCGCUACCGCCCGCCGACCGUCGAGACCGACGACGAAGACAGCGCAUGGGGCAGCGACGAUGAUGGCGACGAGACUGCCUACGUCCGGAGAGAGAUGCAGGAGCUGGAAAUAGGAGAACCUGGCGACGGGUCACGCCCUUUACUGUGGGGGAAACGGAUACCCUUCUCCCUUUCCUUGCCACGAUGGCGCUCUUGGCGAUGGCGCCUGCCAAGCCUGCGCCCGACCAUCCGGCUGCCCUCCGGCCCCAACGAAACCCCCAACGAUACCAACGAUGCGAAUGCGACGACGACGACGACAACAACGACGACGACGACGAGGCCGCGGAUCACACUGCCGCAGUGGGACAAGGACAAGGCGCGGACGGCCAUUAUCAUCUUCGCCCGCGUCUUCGCCAUUGUCUUUGUCAUGGGCAUCCUCUACGCCCUUUUCAUGAGCGAUCUUUUCACCAGCAUGGCCAGGCGCAUGAACGGCGGCCUGCGUUUCAACCCCGAAGACGUACGCGCCUACGUCCAGGGCAACGUCGAGGACCGCAGGAUGAAGGCCUCCGUCGCCCAUUACACAAAGUACGCUCACAUGGCAGGAACCGAGGGCGACUACGCGCUGGCUAUGGACGUCGAAUCCAUGUUCACUAGAGCCGGACUGGACUACGUCAACGUCGACGAGUACUACGUAUACCUGAACUACCCCAAGGCCGGAGGACGCGCCGUCGAGAUCCUCGGCGACGACGGAAAGCCCAAGUGGACGGCCAAGCUCGAAGAGGAGGAGAUCGGAGGCGAGUCCGCGGGGCAUCAGACCUUUGUGUUCCACGGCCACUCUAAGUCGGGAGACGUGAAGGGGCCCCUCAUCUACGCCAACUACGGCGCGAGGUCCGACUUCAAAAAGCUGGCUGACAGCGGCAUCGACACCAAGGGCGCCAUCGCCCUCGUCCGUUACUACGGGCCGGACUCGGUCCUUGCGCUCAAGGUCAAGGCCGCGGAGGAGGCCGGCUUCGCCGGAUGCAUCGUCUACAGCGACCCGGCCGACGACGGCUUCCGGCUCGGCGACGUCGCGCCCAACGGCCGCUUCAUGCCUGCCGACGGCGUCCAGAGAGGCACCGUCGCGCUGUCCAACUGGGUCAUCGGCGACCCCCUGACCCCUGGCUGGGAGAGCAAGAAGAACCUGCCGCGCAUGAAGCCCGAGGAGAGCAAGGGCCUGGUCAAGAUCCCGAGCUUGCCCCUGGCCUGGCGCGACGCCCAGAUUCUGCUGCAGCAUCUCAAGGGCCACGGCGAGCAGGUGCCCAAAGAGUGGGCGGGAGGCGUUCCAGACGUGGCCGAAUGGUGGACCGGCAACCUGUCGUCGCCUGUCGUGCGCCUCAAGAACGACAACGACGUGGUCCAGGAAAAGGGCAUCUGGAACGUCUACGGCAAGAUCGAGGGCAUUGAGCAGGACCAAAAGUCCAUCAUCAUCGGCAACCACCGCGACGCCUGGUCCUUUGGCGCCACCGAACCCCAUUCCGGCACGGCCAUCAUGAUCGAGAUGGCGCGCAUCUUCGGCUCGCUUGUGGCCAAGGGCUGGCGCCCGCUCCGCAGCAUCGAGUUCAUGUCGUGGGACGGCGAGGAGUACAACAUGAUCGGCUCGACCGAGUUCGUGGAGCGCAACGAGGAGCAGCUCCGGCAGAACGCCUUUGCCUACAUCAACCUCGACUCGGCCGUCGCCGGCACCGAGUUCCGCGCCGCCGGGUCGCCCGUCUUCAAGCAGUCCGUCUACCGCGUCAUCGACCGCGUCUUUGACGCCAACCUCAACACCACGCUGCGCGGCCUCUGGGACCAGCGCGAGGCCGACCUGGAGGACCUCGGCAUGGGCGGCGACUACGUGCCGUUCCAGAACAUUGUCGGCACCAGCUCGCUCGACCUCGGCUUCCGGGGCGCGCGCUUCCCCGCCCAGUCCAGCUACGACAACUACGAAUGGGUCAACCGCAUAGGCGACCCGGACUUCUCGUACCACUCCAUGAUGGGCCAGGUCGUCGGCCUCCUGCUUCUCGAGCUUGCCGACAAGCCCAUCCUGCCGUUCGACAUGGUGGGCUACGGCGACCGCAUCGAGCGCUAUGUCAAUGACCUGUCCAACUUUUGUGAGCAUCGCGGCGCCAGCGCGCAGCAGGACAAGUUCUCGCUCGAGCCGCUCAAGAAACUUGUCGGCGCCGUCAAGACGAACCUCAAGGGCUUCUCCAUGUGGGAGAUGACGUGGGAGAGCACCGUCAUGGGCGGCGGCGGCUGGGAGUCGGGCGACAUGGGCGACAAGCGCCUCCAGUUUAACAACCGCAUGGCCGAGUUUGAGACGGCGUUGCUCGACCUCGAACAAGGCGGUGGUGUAAGUCUGCCCUCUCAUUCUGCCUUCCCCCGUGGCAAAGAAAACAUGCCAUUUGAUAGACGAUAUGCUGACGCUAUCCAGAUGCCCAACCGCCCUCAGUUCAAGCACGUCAUCUUCGGACCCCAGGCCUGGUCUGGCGGCAAGCCCGUCACCUUCGCCGGCAUCCGCGACGCCGUCGAGGCCGGCGACUGGGAUCUCGCGAGCCGGCUCGUCGAGAAGACGGCGCGCAUCAUCCUGAACGCGACCGCGACGUUGCAGGAGUGGGAGAAGGGCGCCGAGAGCAGCUGA
Molecule: messenger RNA, 2835 nt
Organism: Colletotrichum higginsianum IMI 349063
Lineage: Eukaryota; Fungi; Ascomycota; Sordariomycetes; Glomerellales; Glomerellaceae
Product: PA domain-containing protein
Exons: 1
Coding region: 1-2835 (944 amino acids)
Molecular function (GO): carboxypeptidase activity
Source: RefSeq, a predicted model, not a curated record